CAUCAUGCCGUUUUAGAAACAUGGUGGCUUACAGUUUUCAUAACAACAUCGAUGUCACUGGUGGCAACUAGACGAUUCCCGGACUGGAGAGUUUAUUUUUGAAGCAGUAUUGGUGUUAAAGUGAAUUCCGAACAAUGCCGAAAUAUUACGAAGAUAAAGAGGAGGACCACAGAGCAUGCGCAGGGAUCAGAGAAGAUUUUAAGGCUUGUCUCCUUCAGCACGACUGUGUUGUUAAGGAGGGAAAGAUGCCCAGCGAGUGUCUGAAGGAAGGCCACUGCAAAGCUCUGCAGACGUCCUUCUUUGAGUGCAAGAGGUCAAUGCUGGACACCAGGUCGAGAUUCAGAGGAAGGAAAGGAAACUGAGAAACUACCAGAACGCCGAUGCAGCUGUGUGGUUGACUGAAUGCUGCAUCAGCAGCUGUAAAAACUUGAACUUGCUCAUGUGUCGGCGUACAUUCGGCAUUAAUUACAAACACCCCAUCUGAUGGACACAUGUCAGGAAAGUGGAUACCAAAGGACUGCAGAAUAUGAAAGAAAUAUUCACACUGACACAAAACAGGAGCUGUUGAUGGAUUGAAGUUUUUGUCAUCUUGAUUCCAUGAGAGGAAAAUCUGCUGUGCUGGAUGAACGAAUACGUUGAUUGUAAUGAAAAAGAAACACUUGCAAUAGCAAAUAACAAAUAAAAUAUGAAAUAAAAACUUC
Molecule: messenger RNA, 701 nt
Organism: Amphiprion ocellaris (clown anemonefish)
Lineage: Eukaryota; Metazoa; Chordata; Actinopteri; Pomacentridae
Product: cytochrome c oxidase assembly factor 5
Exons: 3
Coding region: 135-362 (75 amino acids)
Biological process (GO): mitochondrial respiratory chain complex IV assembly
Cellular component (GO): mitochondrion
Source: RefSeq, a predicted model, not a curated record